AGAAAGAUAAUAAGCACUUGGCACUUGCAUAGCUUUACCCUCCAUCACCCGCCACUACAAAACUAUGCCCCCAUUUCCUUCUUUCAACCUUUUUCCUUCUCUUUCUCUUUCUCUCUCUCUCAACUCUACCACUUCCUAACUUAGACAAAAAAAACUUCUCUUUUUCUCUUCUUCUUUUCACCUCAAUUCAUCACUUUCUUCCUUCUUCCUGUGCUAUGAUAGGGUAACUAACUCCCACCAUAACACAAAUCAACGCAACCCCAGAGGAAUUAUAUAUGAGAGGUUUCAAUGAAGACCAUGGUGUUGUGGGCGGAAAGGAAGAAGAAAACGUGUGGCCCUCGUGGCUACGGCCACUUCUCAAGACGAGUUUUUUCGUUCAAUGCAAAGUUCACGCAGAUUCCCACAAGAAUGAAUGCAAUAUGUAUUGCUUGGACUGUGUGAAUGGAGCCCUUUGUUCUGCAUGUCUUGCUUCCCACAAAGAACACAGAACAAUCCAGAUAAGGAGAUCUUCAUACCAUGAUGUGAUAAGGGUGUCUGAGAUACAGAAAUUUCUGGACAUCACAGGCGUUCAAACUUACAUUAUCAACAGUGCCAAGAUUGUGUUCUUGAAUGAGAGGCCUCAACCAAGGCCCGGAAAAGGGGUCACCAAUACCUGCCAAGUCUGUGAUCGCAGCCUCCUUGAUUCCUUCAGCUUCUGCUCUCUUGGUUGUAAGACUUUUAAAUUUUCUUCUCAGAUUGUUGGAACCUCCAAAAAGUUCCGGAAGAAGAAAAUGUUAGGUGAGACAGAAGGGUCUGAUGGUGAAGAAUCAGUGAACGGCAUAAGCAAUGUAAAUGGUGGCAGAAGCAAAAUCCAUAGCUUUACACCUUCAACACCACCACCAACAGUGGCUAAUUACAGAACUGCAAAGAGAAGGAAAGGAAUUCCACAUAGAGCUCCAAUGGGUGGAGGACUCAUUAUAGAAUACAACGUUGUAUAGUUGUAUAGUGGUUUUUGUGUCAGUCACUCACCAAUCAAUAUUUAUACCAAAAAGAUACAGCAGUUGUUACCACUUCCUUGGUUGGCACCAUCACAAAAAUAUGCUGAAUUAUCUUACCUAGUUGCAAUGCCUGUGCCCUGUCACUGAGGCCGGUGUUGGAAACUACUGCUCUAUCUUGUUGUAUAGGACAAAAACAAUAGGGAGAAAAAGUUGUGUCAAAAAGCAAGUAAUAAUAUAACAUAGAGUGGGGGGUACUUUAUGUUGGUGUAAGAAUGGCAUUUGGGUACUGCUAUGUGAUGCUAAAUGUACAUAGUGGCUUGUAGAAAGGAAUUGUAUAGCAUCAAAAUUAGACAAUAAAAAAAUAUUGUGAACUCAUGAUGGGUAUUAAUUAUAUUCUCUUGGUUUGGUGCA
This is a messenger RNA of Vigna unguiculata (cowpea), 1388 nucleotides long. RefSeq names its product protein RGF1 INDUCIBLE TRANSCRIPTION FACTOR 1-like. NCBI's taxonomy places the organism in Eukaryota, Viridiplantae, Streptophyta, Magnoliopsida, Fabales, Fabaceae. The record is from RefSeq and is a predicted model, not a curated record.